This is a messenger RNA of Metopolophium dirhodum (rose-grain aphid), 390 nucleotides long. RefSeq lists its product as uncharacterized. The transcript has a single exon. The record is from RefSeq and is a predicted model, not a curated record. The coding region runs from base 1 to 390 and encodes 129 amino acids. Lineage: Eukaryota; Metazoa; Arthropoda; Insecta; Hemiptera; Aphididae.
AUGUUUCUGUCGGACGCCACCGUACUCAUGUUCACUUUCACGAUACUGUUGAAUUUCUUAUACUUGUACUCGCCCAUCGAAUCGAUAGAAACUGGCAUACUCUACAAGACGUGCGAGGAAUGUCUGAAAACGGCAUGCCACAUUCAAAAGAAAAGACCAUGCAAUACCAGAUUGUUAGCUGACUACAAAUUCAUAUGUUUUGAGUGUCCACCCGAAUUUGGCAACGAACAGUUCUACUCCGAAGAUGACUGCUUAAAGGGCUGCACGGACCCGUCAUAUCAUUGCGUUUGCGACUUCUCGUGUUUUAUGUGCGUCCAAAAAGAAGGCUUUGAUAAGGCCAAUUUCACGGAAUGCAACAUUGACCCAAACGAGGAAAUAACUUGCGUGUAA